Molecule: messenger RNA, 4413 nt
Organism: Conger conger (European conger)
Lineage: Eukaryota; Metazoa; Chordata; Actinopteri; Anguilliformes; Congridae
Gene: gpatch1
Product: G patch domain containing 1
Exons: 20
Coding region: 37-3000 (987 amino acids)
Biological process (GO): mRNA processing
Cellular component (GO): nucleus
Molecular function (GO): RNA binding
Source: RefSeq, a predicted model, not a curated record
UUGAACCUUUCGGGCCACUGUUGUUGUAGUAGCAUCAUGGCGUCUGACAGUGAUGGUGAAGAAGAUUUUGUGACUUAUGGAACCCCAUUAGAACCUCUCGAAGAAGAUGAGAAGCUUAGGAAGCCAAUCCCGAUUCAGGACCAGACCGUCAAGGAUGAGAAGGGACGUUUCAAGAGGUUCCAUGGAGCCUUCACUGGUGGUUUUUCAGCUGGCUACUUCAACACGGUGGGAUCCAAAGAAGGAUGGGCACCGUCAACCUUCGUGUCAUCACGGCAACAGAAAGCAGACAAACCGCAAACUUUCAGACCUGAAGAUUUCAUGGAUGAUGAGGAUUUUGGAGAACAUGGCAUUGCGCCCCGUGAAAUCACCACCACUGAUGACUUUGCGUCCGGGAGGAGGGAUCAGAUGCGGGACAAGGCCCGUGCCAUCACCUCUCUGACAGCACCCAUCCCUGGAGACACACUGCUGGAGGACCUCGUUGCCCCAGCCAGGAUCUCUGUGGGGGUUGAGCUGCUGAGGAAGAUGGGAUGGAAAGAAGGACAGGGCGUGGGGCCUCGUGUGAAGAGGAAAGCUGCCAAGCAGAGGAGCGAUGCUGGGUUAAGAGGUCAUGGCUGUGCCCUGCCACCGAACGGAUCGGAGGAAUCUGAGGAUGAAGAGGAUGAGUACGUCCCUGAUGACGUGACGUUCGCUCCGAAAGACGUCACGCCCAUCGACUUCACCCCCAAAGACGACCUGCACGGGCUGGGGUACCGCGGCCUCAACCCCCAGCAGGCCCUGAUGGGCGCGGCCGGGGCGGGGCACUUCAACCUCUUCACCCUGGACUCUGAUAGGGCCAGCAGCCUGCUGGGGGACCGUGGGCCCAAGAACCGGCGGAGGGGCGGGGUGGGAGGCCAGGCGUUUGGUGUAGGCGCGCUGGAGGAGGAAGAUGAUGAUAUCUACCACAGAGACGCCCUGUCCAACUAUGACAAAGUGCUGGGGGGGGAAGAGCCAGGAGACGGACUGUAUGGCUGGACUGCUCCGCAGCAGUACCGUAACAAGAAGAGAGCAUCCAGUAAAGAUGCAGCGUAUCUGGGUAAAAUACUGGAGGGCUUUACGCUGGCUUCCAAACACAAGGACAAUAAAACGGUGUUCCCUCCUCCGGAGCUGCCCAGGGACUUCAGGCCCGUGCACUACUUCCGGCCGGUGGUGGACCUGUCCAGUGUGAGCCCCCUGGUGGCCCAGGCCCUGCAGGCCUCGGUGGGGCACAUGACCCAGGACUCCCAGCCCCAGGGCCGGCACCAGCUGGAUGCCCCGCAGAGGAGAGAGCUGCUGGGAGAGUCGUCUCUGCAAGGGCCCAGUUCAGUCUUUGACCUGCUGGACAGUAAGGAUAAGGAGCGCCUGGCGGGCCUGCGGAGAGCGACGGAGGACAGGAAGCCGGAGAGCUCGCCUGAAGAUCGGCGUGCGGCCAUGGUGGCCGCGGGAGUGGCCGCCGCGGGGGCGGCCGCUGCAGCCGCCAGGGCCUCUUCCCAGCAUGCCCUGUCCAGCCGGUUCCUGCCCGCCGGGGCUGAGCAGGCCCUGACGGCCUGGAGCAGCCCGACCGCGCACUCCGCCCAGACCUUCAAGCCCUUCGACAAGACCCCUCACAAACAGGCGCGCUACGACAUGUACAUCAGCAAGCUCAAGCAGGGAGACAAAGACGCGCUGGAUGCCAGUCUGGACCCCUCCAUGACGGAGUGGGAGCGCGGGCGGGAGCGGGAUGAGUUCGUGCGCGCCGCGGUGCUGUACCAGCCCAGCAGCUCCUCGCUGUCCAGCCGCUUCACCCGGGGCAAGCGGGAGGAGGACGGAGACACCGUGGAGGUCCCGCGGGACCAGGAGGGUGAUGUCGACGACAAGCAGGCUGCAGUGAAGAUGAAGAUGUUUGGCAAACUGACGAGGGACACGUUUGAGUGGCACCCCGACAGACUGCUCUGCAAACGCUUCAACAUCCCUGACCCCUACCCCGGGUCAGUGCUGGUGGGAAUGCCCAAGAUAAAAAGAGACAAGUUCUCCGUGUUCAAUUUCCUCACCAUGACGGACAGCAGCAGCGGUUCCUGUGGGAAGAACGAUGCUCCAAGUCCAACUGUGGCUCCCGCUCAACACGCUGGUACGCCCAAACCCGCAGAACCUGGUAAGAGGUCCAGGUGGGACGUGUCAGCCCAGGCCGGCCAGGUGAAGGACCCCCUCAGUGAGUUCCUGAGUGAAGCUCGCGGCCAGUCUGCUUCAUCCACACAACCAGAGCCCAGCAGCCAGGAGGCCAGCGACUCUGCCCCGGGCCCUGCUGCAGAGUCGAAAACGGAGCAGCAGCAGCAGCAGGAGGAGGAGGAGGAGGAAGAGGAGAGCCGGCCGCCCAUGGACUUGUUCAAGGCCAUCUUCGCCAGCUCAUCCGACGAGAAGUCCUCCUCCUCGUCUGAGGGGGAGAGCGAGGACGAGCAGGAGGAAGGUGCCCUGGAGCCUCAGGCCCCGAGCCAGCCCAGCGCGGGCCCCCACCUGGCUCCAGCAGCUCCACCCGCGCCCACCUCCACCCCCGUGACACCCACCACCACCCCAGCCCCAGCCCAGCCAGGAGCGAAGGCCCCUCCAGUGUCGAGCGGUCCCUCUGACGCCCCUCCCCAGGGCCGGAGAGAGGAGGAGGAGGAGUUUGGGCCCAGACUGCCGCCUCCAUCAUAUCCCUGGGCAGGGCAGCUCUCCUCAGCGCCCUCAUCCAAGGAGGAGAAACACAAGAAGAAAUGCAAAGAGAAACACAAGGCCAAGAAGGGGCAUAAACACAGGAAGGACAAAAAGCACAAGAAGAAACACAAGAAGCGCAAACACAAGGCGAAGCAGCCGCAGCAGAAGAAGGCCAAGACCAAGGCGGAGGUCUCCAGCAGCAGUUCGGACGCGUCGGCGGACAGCGGCAGCCAAUCGGACGACGGCUCCGGUGCUUUGUCGACUGCGGAGCUGCUGAAAAGGUUGAAAUCUCUCAGUGGGAAGAAAGUGCAGUGAAAACAUGUUGAAACGGAGGAAAUGUGUCCUCUGUGAGGACACUGGCACUGAUGUUACGUGGUCCUUAACAUACUGCACACAUUGUGUUGCCCUGUUCAGAGCUCUGUACAGAUGAAUCCUCCGUUCCCUACGACCGCUGCCAGGAACUGCUCAGUAGAGCCACGGGAAUAGACGUUCUUUAUUUUACAGUUUUCUAAAGACUGUUUUCAGUCAUCAGCUAUCAAGCUGGUGGAGAUUUUGUUUUUAAAUAAAUGUGAACUUGGCCGUGUGUUUGUAAAUAUUUGGACUUUUAAUUUAGUUUGUUUUGGUUUUGGAUUUUUGCUAAUGUUUGUAUUAAACGUCAAAGUCUUGCCGUUUUAAUACCCGAUUAUUGUAUUGUAUUAUUUCAUAUCACCCAAAGUGGUGGAUGUCAAAAUGCACUACGAGAAUGUGAGUUUUUUUUAUCCAGAACAUUCAUAAUUAUAGUCGAUAUUAAGGACUUUGGAAAUUGCUACCUUUUAAUGACCUGCUCCGUUAACUGGAUGAGGAUGGUAAAAUCAGGUGCUGUACCUGAACGUGAUCUGUCUCCUUCGCUUUGUGUGUGUAUAACUAUCAGGCAGCAGUGUAGCAUGACGGCUAGAGCUGGCCUUGUAACUCUGACAUGGUUGGUUUGAUCCUCAAAUGGGCCACUGCUGUACCCUCGAGUGAGGUAUUCAAUCUGAAUUGCUUCAGUACUUAACUGUAUAAAUGGAUUUCUGUGUAAUAUGUUAUGGAUAUGUAAUUUUCAAAUUAAAUUCGAAACUCAUUUUAUCCAGAGGGCAAAAUUCUCCCUGUGAAGGCCAAUGUGCAAAAAACAAAACAAAUCUGUGUUUCAUAUUUUAUUUUUUGGAAGCAGUCAGAAAGUAUGCUCAGUUAAAAUGUAGAAAGCAGUGUAGUGUCGAUUGUCCAAUGAAUAUUUAGUAACCAGAAGGAAACUGUGCGAUCCAGGAGCAGCGUUGACCCUUUGGAGGAGCUGAGAAGCAGAGGACCGCAUUUUGAGCGCUGCUCUGGGACACUCAUUUCUUGGUUUCCAACCAAACAUUUUGGCUGUAUUUUAAGCAUCUUGGGUUAUAUGAACAUCAUGCAGUUUUAACACUUGCUUACCAUAUUUUAAAAGAGUAUGCAAAUCCCUCAAUUGCAAAUACAUUUGCAAUCCAGUUAGCCACUCCAUUUUGCCUAUCUGCGUAUUCAUAGUGAAAAGGGUAACUGUAAUUGGUAUAGAAUUGUAAAUCUAAAAAGGUUAAUCAAACUCACUCACUUGAACAUAUUUGUACUAUAUUUUUAUGUUGUACUACCAUGGUACCCUCAGGGUUUGAUUUUCCCCAAAGCAAAUGGACAUGACGGCUGUCUGUGCAUGUGUGUGCGUGUCUUAACAUUAAAACUGAAAUAAUGCAA